Molecule: messenger RNA, 2739 nt
Organism: Hippocampus comes (tiger tail seahorse)
Lineage: Eukaryota; Metazoa; Chordata; Actinopteri; Syngnathiformes; Syngnathidae
Product: intraflagellar transport protein 88 homolog
Biological process (GO): kidney development; inner ear receptor cell stereocilium organization; non-motile cilium assembly
Cellular component (GO): ciliary basal body; ciliary base; non-motile cilium
Molecular function (GO): kinesin binding
Source: RefSeq, a predicted model, not a curated record
ACCAUUCAUGAGAGGAGCACGCGUACACACAGGAGUCCAAAUAUUUACGCAGGCUGCGUGCAUCACGAAGGCUCACGUGACAUCACAAGAGCCGCACAAGAGAGUGAGUCAAGUUCCAACUAAUGACAUCAUAAAGAUGGCCACGCCUCCUCGGAUUUCUGAUUCUUAUAUUAGUGUGGACCUCAAUGGCUCACAUCAUCAUUGCGGGCUUCAUGAGAAGCACCUUAAGGGGACACAAAUGAACAAUCGGCAUUUGAGCGUGAAGGAGGAUGACCUCUAUUCAGGCUACAACGACUAUAAUCCACUUUUUGACUGCAAGGAGUUGGAAAAUGACACCAGCUUCCAAGAAGCAAUCAAGAGCAAUCAGGGCAGAAGAGCACAUUUACAACCAAUUAAUGGACACCCUGCUGACUCUACCACAGGGGGGCGACCUUUCACUUCUUCUUCGGGAUGUCGCACUCCUAUGCCGUCAUCAGUAAGUCGACCAAUGACAGCAGCUAUGCAGCAGAGUGGAGCAGCUCGCCCCAUCUCUGCAAUCAGUGCUGCGGGUUAUUCCUCUUCUCCAACACGAUGCCCAACCUUCGAUCCUCUGGGCCAGUCCAGAGGCCCCGCUCCCCCACUUGAAGAAAAGAAGGACGACACGCCCGAGGAGAAGAUCAAGCUCUUGGAAAAGAGCGUGAACGACUUGAUCGCCGAGAGCUGCGUGGCGCAAAGCACCGGCAACUCACAACUGGCUCUGGAGAAGGCCAGAGAGGCCGAAAGGAAGGAGAGAGCGCUGGUGAGACAGAGGGAACUGUCUGGAAACGCAGAACAAAUCAACGUGGAUCUGACCUACGCUGUUCUGCUCAACCUGGCGAACCAGUAUGAAAACAAUGAGAUGUACCCAGAAGCCCUGAGCAGCUACCAAGCAAUCAUCAAGAAUAAGAUGUUCACCAACGCAGGGCGUCUGAAGGUGAACAUGGCCAACAUCUGGGUCAAGCAGAAGAACUACGCCAAGGCCAUCAAGUUGUACCGCAUGGCGCUGGACCACAUCUCCGACGAAUACAAGGAGAUGAGGAUCAAGAUCAUGCAGAACAUCGGCACCUCCUCCGCCCCCCGCGACACCGACGGCAUGAAGAACGCCUUCCACAAGCUCCUCGCCGUGCCUCUCCACGUGCAUCACGAAGACAAGUACAUCACCGCUAACGAUGACAUCAGAUCCAACAUGUUGAUGGAGGUCAUCAAGAACGACAAGCUGCACCAAAUGGAGAGAGACUUGAAAGCGCGCGCCGAGAAGUACGUGAUGACCUCCGCCAAGCUCAUCGCUCCCGCCAUCCAGGCUUCUUUUGCCGCCGGAUUUGACUGGUGCGUGGACUUGGUGAAGAACUCUCCAUAUGUGGAGCUAGCCAACGACCUGCAAUUGAAAAAGGCCAUGACCUUCUUCAGACAGAUGCACUUUGACCAGGCCAUGAAAAUCCUGAAGGAAGUUUCCAAGCAGGACAGCAGAGUCAAAAGCGCCGCAGCCAACAACCUCUCCAGCCUUUUCAUCCUGGAGAAGGAUUACAAGCAGGCCGAGCACUACGCCGACCUGGCCAUGAACGCCGACCGUUAUAACCCGGGAGCCUUCGUGUGCAAAGGCAACACCGAGUUCGUCAAGCAGGACUACGCCAAGGCGGCCGAGUUCUUCAAAGAGGCGCUGAGGAACGACUCCUCCUGCACCGAAGCCCUCAGGAACCUGGGUAACCUCCGAAACCAACUGAAUCGUCUGGAGGACGCGCUGGACUGCUUCCUGAAGCUCCACGCCAUCCUCAGAGACAGCGCCGAGGUCAUGUAUCAGCUGGCCGACAUCUACGAGCUUCUGAAGGACCUCCACCAGGCGGUGGAGUGGCUGAUGCAGGUCAUCAGCGUGGUCCCCAACGACCCCAAGGCUCUGGCCAAGCUGGGGGACUUGCACGACCUGGAGGGGGACAAGUCGCAGGCCUUGCAUUACUACUGCGAGUCCUUCAGGCUGUUCCCCUGCAACAUGGAGGUGAUCGAGUGGCUGGCGGCCUACUACGUGCAGACGCAGCUCUACGAGAAGGCCAUUCACUACUUUGACAGGGCCAUCCUCAUGCAACCGAGCGAGGUGAGGUGGCAGCUGAUGGUGGCCAGCUGUCACAGGAGAAGCGGAAACAGCCAGAAAGCUCUUGAAACCUGCAAAGAAAUCCACCGCAGGUUCCCCGAAGACGCGCAAUGUCUCCGCUUCCUGGUGCGGCUGUGUCAGGACAUGGGCCUCAAGGAAGUCCACGACUACGCCAGCAAACUCAAGAAGGUGGAGAAGAUGAAAGAACUGCGAGAACAAAGGGCAAAGGCAGAGCAAGAAGGAAGUACAAGAAAUAGAAGAACAGACAGUACGGACGCGACGACUGAGAGCUUUCCCAAAGGCGAGCGUGCGGUUGUCCCCGUGAUGUCAUUUCCCGCCUCUGGCGAGCCUUACGAGAGCAGCGGAAGCACCAAAGAACUCGACGCUUCCUACGUGGACCCGCUGGGUCCCCUCGCCAACCAGCCCAAGACCGGUGCCAAGAAGCGGGUGGAUGACGACGUCUUUGCCGGGGAGGAGGUCGGCGACGAGCUGCUGCCAGAAUAGAAAACAACAUCAUCAUCAUCAUCAUCAUCAUCUUCAUCGUCCAGAUUUCGCAUUUUGACGUGGAGUCAUGCAACUCGCCAGCCUGUGAACAUCGUCCAAUCAUCAACUGGAACACUCUGGAUGGUCCCCCCGCC